Molecule: messenger RNA, 4548 nt
Organism: Anas platyrhynchos (mallard)
Lineage: Eukaryota; Metazoa; Chordata; Aves; Anseriformes; Anatidae
Gene: LYPLA1
Product: lysophospholipase 1
Biological process (GO): protein depalmitoylation
Cellular component (GO): cytoplasm
Molecular function (GO): palmitoyl-(protein) hydrolase activity; carboxylic ester hydrolase activity
Source: RefSeq, a predicted model, not a curated record
GCGGGCCGUGCCCGCCCCGCGCCCCGCCUCGCCGCUGCUGGCCGGCGCCCCGCUGGCCGCCCGGCAGCGCCGUGCAUGUGCGGCAACAACAUGUCGGCGCCGCUGCCCGCCAUCGUCCCGGCCGCCAGGAAGGCGACGGCCGCCGUGAUUUUUCUUCACGGAUUGGGGGAUACCGGGCAUGGGUGGUCAGAAGCACUUGCAGGUAUCAAAAGCCCCCAUGUAAAAUACAUUUGCCCACAUGCGCCAGUUAUGCCAGUUUCUUUAAACAUGAACAUGGCUAUGCCAUCGUGGUUUGAUAUCAUUGGACUUUCUCCAGAUUCACAAGAAGAUGAAGCUGGGAUCAAGCAGGCAGCAGAGAAUGUUAAAGCACUGAUAGAUCAAGAAGUAAAAAAUGGGAUUCCUUCUAAUCGAAUUAUUCUGGGAGGCUUUUCUCAGGGAGGUGCUUUAUCAUUAUACACAGCUCUUACAACACAACAAAAAUUAGCCGGUGUCGUAGCCCUCAGCUGUUGGCUUCCUCUACGAACUUCCUUUGCUCAGGGCACUAUCAGUGGUGUCAACAAAGAGAUUCCCGUUCUUCAGUGCCAUGGAGACUGUGACCCACUUGUUCCUUUAAUGUUUGGUUCUCUUACUGUUGAGAAGCUAAAGAGUAUGAUAAAUCCAGCCAAUGUAACCUUCAGGACUUACUCUGGCAUGAUGCAUAGCUCAUGUAUUGAGGAGAUGAUGGAUGUAAAACAGUUCAUAGACAAACAUCUACCUCCUGUAGACUGAAAUGAUACGUGAGAAGCCUUCUACAUAAAAUACACCAGCAUCAACUGUGGUAGAGCGUUAAUCUUUUCACAUGCCUGAUAGGAAGCAUUACUCCUGUACCUACAGUGUUACUACUGUGUUGCAAAUUUAUACUUAGGACAAGUAUUAAAUAAUACACACAUGCGAGAAAUGAUAAUCUUUUUAGUAUUGAUCAUCCACUGAUGAAAUUGUAAGAAUGAGGCAGCUAGGUAACAAUGAUAGAAUGUAAACUGAGCAUACUAUUUUAAGACAUGCCUGACUUUUGAUUGCAAAAUUUUGAACCAUUUGUACAAGUAAUUAAAGACUAAAUUUAUGUGAACAACAUAAAUGUGACCAGUUUAGUAUGUUUGAGACAUGUUUGUUCUUAAUACUCUUUGAAAAUAAAUUAAAACAUUUUGUUUAUGUAAUGGAUGCAUAAAGUACACAACAAAUGUUGUAUAAAAGUAUGUAACAGUGGGCAUAUGGUGGUAGAAUAAAUGUUACUGAGGACAAACCUUGAAAUGUUAAAUGUUAAUUCUUACGCCAGAUAGAAGGGUGGUUCUCCUAGAAAGACUUAGUCAGUAGAGGUAUAUCCUGUAUUUGAAACACCACCAUUUUUAACUGUUUUCAUACAAGUAUAUACUGAUAGUUAUAUCAUUAUGAAGGGACUCAGUACUUGUUACACCAUCAUUCGUUGCUGUCUUGUUGCCAGUUGUUUUAGAUUACUAUAAAAUUAUGUCAAAUACUGACUUGGAACAGAAUUCUGAAGAAGUGCAUAAGGUUAAUACGAGUUUCAUUUAAAAAAAUCCUGUUUUGAUCUUGAACAUUCAUCUUAUGCUUUAAUCAUUGUAGCUUUCAUUUAUGUAGAAAUGUUCAUGAUGUAUUUUACAUGAGCAAUUCCAGCAUACAGUUUUGAUUUUUCUGGCUGCCUUGGACUAACUAACUGAAAACAGUGCAGCCAUGUAGUUUUUAGUUUUGUGUAUUGUUGAAGUCUCAUUUGUAACAUAGACAUUGACCAGUUUAGAUUCUCUUUUGUGAAACUACCAGUGGAAUUGGGAUAACUUUAAAUUAUUGUCUAAUACUUUCUUUUAUUUCAUUUCAAAACUUGAGAUUUUUCUGGAAAAGAAAGCAGAAUGUUAUUUUCAAAUAUAUGAUUGUAUGUUUCCCUGGAUCAAUGUAGCCUAAGAAUAUGGAGACCUACUGCAGGCAAAAAAAAUGUUCAAGAUAUAGAAUGUCUCUUAUUUUAGAAGCAUAAAAUUCUAGAACACACUGGAUUACAGAAAUCGAUGCAUGCUUUUUGUAGUUAAGAGCUGUAAUUCGCUUUCUGGAAGUAGCUGUUCUUCUGUAGCAUUUAGAGGCCAUCACCACACUAGAGAUAUUAAAAAAAUAUACUAUGCUUUUUACUACAUAAUAAGCUGCUUAACAAUCUUCUAUACUGAAAUAUGUUUGCAAGCAAAGAAUAUUCCUGUUUUGGAUGCAUCUGUGUUGUCAGCAUUGUGAUUCAUACCUGUAGAUAAGGUACUUUCUACUCACCCAGCUUAAUCAGGCAGUCCUCUUGCAAUAUUUUUGGAUUUACAUCACAGGAACCUGCCAGUACAAAUGUAUAAAUCAGGAAUUAUGUAUGUAUAUUCCUCUGACAUAGCUGCUGCCAGAAAUCUGGCUUGUUCACCUGGUCUGAGUUCUCAGUUUUCAUUACUUUUCUUCAUAAGUAGUGCACUUCAUUUUGAGGAAGCUAUUUUUCUUUUCUAAUCCUGUUUCUCUGGAUUAUUAAAUAUCUCAAUUGAAAAGGAUUAUUUUUUUUUUUCUGAACAGUAUUGGGACACUUCUAGAAAUUCUGUCUGCUUGGCUGAGGAGUCUAUUAACUUUGAAGUUUAAUUAUUUUUUUCGGUCUCAGUCACUGUUCUAUGUAUUUGCCAAUUUGUCUUUCAGUUAAUUUCUUUCACUGAAGAAACCAUAAUAUUCUUGUAGUUGUGCCAAAGUUGUGUUCAUAAAACUGUAUUUCCUAGCUUGGAGUCAUUCCCAAAUUGCAUUAGCUAAUUUUGCAGUCCCGCUGAAUUGCAAACUUCUUAGUCAAGCAGUAUGUUAUUUCCCUUAGUUUUCAGAUUGAUUCCUACUCCCCUGUUGUCUAAGUUACUCCCCAAAUACUGUCUUGUUUCCAAACUUCUGCAUAACCUUCUGAUCUCUUUAUUAUUUUCUUGUCCUGUUUGUGAAUUGAUAACAAUGUCCAGCUGCUGUUGUUCAUCUUCUUAUUUCGUCUGCACAUUUCACAUUUUUUUCUUAUGUUGUGAUUAGUUUAAAAAGAAAUAUUCCUAAGAUGUUAAAAUGAGAUUGGUCUUAGCUUUAUUCUGUGUUAGCUUAACUCUUUUCUCAGUUUUAUGCACAGGCUUCACAGCUCAAAGUCAGCUUCUAGCAAUUCUGCAUUUUAAACUUAGAUCAGCUUCAGCUAUUGUCUCCAUGAUGCUUUGAAAUGUUCUUUUAGAAACGCUUUAUAUGAUAACUUUGUUUAAAUACUCAGCUAGCAUAACAAUGUGUUUUGUUUUUUUUCAUACUGUUUUGCUGCUUACUUUAUCCACAAAGAGCUGUGUUACCAAAGUAAAUGUAAGCAAAUGUCGUGACUUAAUUCUGAAUUCCUAUUCUGAGAAGAGUCCUUCCUCAUGCUUUUUUUUGCAGGGCAGAUGUGUAUGUUGUAGAUAGGGUUUUCUAAAGAGCCCAGAAACCAGAGGAAACUUCAUGGAUGUAUUUGAAGCCUGCCCCAUUUCUUCCCAUAGCAGUGUGUGUAUGCUGAGCUCUUGUCUUUUUUAACUUCCCAGCUCCUUGGAAAGCCGUGUGUGAUCUCUUAGCUGAACUUAGUCACUACCUGAUGUGAUUUGAUGCUGGGGUUGUUGCAUGAUGUCCUUGCUGGCAUGUGUUUUUAGGCUGAAUGAUAGCUUGUCCCAGUGUGUUUAUUUUCACAACAGUCUAUUAAAAUGGAGAAGUCAGGCUGUCAGUGCUCUAAAUAUGAAGAUCCUGUUCUCGGAAACUACAACUUGAAAAUCUCCAAGAAUUAAUUUUAUUUUUGCAUUGCUAAACUUCAUUGAAAUGGGAUGAUGCCUUAAAAAUACCUGUUUAAGCAUUGAUGUGAAAAUGUCCUGCUUGCAGAUCAGUUUAUUUCAGUGGGUAUUGAGCUUCCCAAUACAUUUUAAUUUCACAUUCAAAAUUAAGUUUGACUGCAGUUUCGUGACGUCAGAAUUCUGACUUCUUGUUAGAAAAUGUUCCCCAUUUUUAACUAAACACAUGGAAUCAUGUAUUGUGAGCCAAAUCUUCCAGCCAUUCCUGAAGUAAAUGUACUGUGGUGAGGGCUGUAUGAUUUGGUCUCUUCCUAUUGUGUACAAUUACAUCACAGUAGAUUGGCAAAAAGUACUGUACACUGUCACUGGUAUUAGAAUUGUUAAUUAGAACAUGUUCUCUCUAAUGGGGUAUACUGAACUUCAUUAAAAUUAUUAGGAUGAAUCCUUGAAGUAGGGGCACUGUUUCUGUUAAUGGAUACGACUAAUAACAAACUGUAUAUGUUAAUGAAGCCAUAUGUACAAGGCCUGCAUAUGUUAAAUUUUAUAAAGAAAUACUGAACACUUGCUCUUUGUGUUAUGAGGAUAUAAGCCAUUUAUAUUUAAUAUAAACAUUUAACAUGUAAUUUAGUUUAUGAUAAGGACACGACUUUGAAAAUUACUUCUGUAGUAGGGAAGAUGUAAAAUCUUUCAGUUUUUAUCAUUGUGAAAUAAAUAUCAAUCAGUGUUUGGGAAAGUA